AUGUCCCAUGCUUUGAGAAACUCAUUCAUACCGAAAAGAUCACCAACAGUCAUUUCAAGAAUCCUUUCAAGAUUAUCAUUAGAUUCAUUAUUAAAUCUUUGUUUAUUAUGGUGUUCAAUGCCUAUAACUUAUCCACAAUUAUUACAAGAUCAAUUAGAUGAAUUAGAACAAACAAAGGAAGAGUAUGUCCAAGAGUUCAUUGAUCAAAUCAAACAUUGGAAAGACAAGAGAACCAUAACGAAAAGGAAAGUUAUUGAUAGAUUAUUAGUUGAUAUUUAUCCAUAUGGUUUGAAUUUAUUACAAUAUGCACAAAUUGAUUCUCAAUUAAUUGUGGAAAAACAAUCAAAUUAUCUUUAUUGGCAAGUUUCUAAAUUAUUAGAUUCUAAAAACCAGAAUUAUAUAUUAAAUUUACAUUCACCACAAAAUUUUUUGGAAUCUUUAGUUGGAAAUUUAUCAAAAUUUUUCAUGAAUCAUAUUUAUAUUUCAAAUCAUCCAUAUUAUCCAUUAAUUAUAAUUAGAAUUCAAAUAUUUGAUCUUAUACAUCAACAAAAUACACCACAAAUUCAAAAAAUUUCAAAUUCUUUAAUAUCAAGAAAACCUUUUUUUUUAGCACUUCCACAAAAUUCUUCAAAUUUAAUACAUUCCCCCAUUUCAAUAGAUGAUCAAACUUCUCAAAUUAUAUUACAAUGUAUAUCAUCAUCAUUAUCAACUUCUACUUCACAAAUAAGAAUCUUACAACAAGAUAAAACUCCUCAAUUAUUGAAAAAUUUAGAAUCAUUGCAUAUUCUUUCAGGUAAUUCAAGAUUUAAAGAAUCUUUAGGAGCUUGGGCUCCUUAUGCUGAUGGAAAUAUUGAUAUUUCACCUUUUGAUGAUGUUCAAGAUCAUCAUACUUUACAAAAGACAGCCUUGAAAGAUGGUGAUGAUGAAGAAGAGGGUUCAAGAAUUGCAAAGAUUUCAAAAUUAAGGUUUAGAGGUACAUUAAAUGAAUUAAAAUCAAAACAAUUAUUUGAAGGUACCAAAAAAAGAAAACUUGAUGAAGAUGAUGAAGAAGAAACUUUAAAGAAUGGAUUCAAAUCAAUAGCACCGGUUCAACAAGUUGAAUUUAAUAUAAAACAAGAUUUUAAAACCCAAAGACCAAAAUUAAAAUUAAAAUUACAUGGGAAUGAUGUAUUUGCAGGACUUUUUGAAUUAUGUUCAAAGGGGAAAAUUAAUCCUGAAGAUAUACCAGGUUGGUUAACUGGUGAAGAAGGUUAUCAAAAUGGGGAUGUUAUCGAUGGAAUUUUCCAAAAAAAUGAUGAUAAAGAUGGGGUUUUGAUAUGA
Molecule: messenger RNA, 1320 nt
Organism: Hansenula ciferrii
Lineage: Eukaryota; Fungi; Ascomycota; Saccharomycetes; Phaffomycetales; Wickerhamomycetaceae
Gene: CHL4
Product: Chl4p
Exons: 1
Coding region: 1-1320 (439 amino acids)
Biological process (GO): CENP-A containing chromatin assembly; chromosome segregation
Source: RefSeq, a predicted model, not a curated record